Messenger RNA from Danaus plexippus (monarch butterfly), 1180 nucleotides. Its product is annotated as lipase member H-A-like. Gene Ontology annotation, molecular function: lipase activity. The transcript is spliced from 8 exons. The record is from RefSeq and is a predicted model, not a curated record. NCBI's taxonomy places the organism in Eukaryota, Metazoa, Arthropoda, Insecta, Lepidoptera, Nymphalidae. Bases 139 to 1113 code for a protein of 324 amino acids.
ACUCAACACAGUUCGGUAUAAAAUGAAGAAAAUGUUCCUAAUUUAAACUAUUUAUUUAUAAUGCGUUAAUAUUUAAGUUAUUUUUUUUGAACCAAAUGUUUGUUAAUACGCGUAGUGAAUUGUGAUUGUUGCACAGAAAUGAAGCGCUCCAUAUUAUUUGUUACUAUAUAUAUUUUAAUCGAUUGCGGGUAUUUAACCGAUGGUAGCAUUAUGUCAAUGAUAGAUUUUCGUUACUGGAGAUGCGUUAUGAAAAGGGAAUGGAAAUGUCCGGAUAGUGAAAUAAACUUCUAUUUAUACACUCCGGAACGGCCAUACAAGCAAUGGGUGGAUGUACGGCGUGUGAACAAACUACCUCACUAUGGUUGGAAGCUGUCCAGGAAAAACGUCCUCAUAAUACAUGGGUUUAACGGGACACAUAGCAAAACGCCCAUGACGUUCCUGAGGGAUGCAUAUCUAUCUCGAAAAGACUACAACGUGUUUAUGGUCGAUUGGUCCCCACUCACGAGAUUCCCUUGUUACCUCUCUGCGCUAUCAAAUACGAAACUGGCAGCACAAUGCACGGCACAGUUGUAUUCUCAUUUAACACAAGCCGGUGCUUUGGCAAGAAAUAUCACGUGCGUCGGACACUCUUUAGGGGCACACGUCUGCGGUAUGAUGUCAAAUCAUCUCACAGAGAAGCAAUAUAAAAUUGUUGGUCUUGACCCCGCUAGACCUCUGGUUGCCGAGUACGGUUCAAGAUUAUUUCGUCUCGGCAGAGAAGACGCUUAUGUAGUCCAAGUGGUUCACACAAACGCUGGGUUUUUAGGAGAAAGUGGCCUUAUAGGACACGCUGAUUUUUGUGUCAACGGUGGCAGGUUGCAACCAGGUUGCAAAGGUCAUUUGAUGAGGGUAGCCAGAUGCAGUCAUUUCAUGAGCGCUUGUUAUUUCUCUGCGAGUGUCAGUAAAAGGUUGCGCAUCGUGGGAGUCCCUUGUGACUCUUCUUGUCCGAAACAGGAUCGUUGGGGAAUUCGCCCUGGAGGACGACCCUUGAAGCUUGGAGACGAUGUUCCUGACACAGCCCGCGGUAUGUACUGCGUGAGUUUGGACCAUCAACAGAACUGUCCGUUCGAUUGAAUUAAAAUAUAUUUAUUUGUGUAUAGUAUAAAGUGUUUGGUUUUAAAUAAAUUAUUUAUUUAUUGAA